GAAGAGUCUUUGUGCCCUUGUCUUCUUACUAGUCUUUCUCUUACAAUCAGAGAAAUUCUGAAGUCCGACACCGUUCCCGGCGACUCCGGCCACCGUUGGAUUUCAAUUGGUUCUUGCUUUUGAACGGUGCAGUAAAGAGGCAUGGCUGACAAAGAGGAAGAGUCGGCAAUGCCAAGGGACGCGAAGAUUGUGAAGUCUUUGCUGAAAUCAAUGGGCGUAGAAGACUACGAACCUCGCGUCAUUCACAAGUUUCUAGAGCUAUGGUAUCGCUACGUUGUCGAUGUGUUAACCGAUGCACAAGUCUAUUCAGAGCAUGCUGGAAAAUCUGCAAUUGACUGUGACGACGUUAAGCUUGCGAUUCAGUCCAAGGUCAACUUCAGCUUCUCGCAACCACCCCCUCGUGAGGUGCUUCUGGAGUUGGCUCAAAACCGCAACAAGAUACCGUUGCCAAAGACUAUAGCAGGACCUGGUAUCCCACUUCCACCUGAUCAGGACACAUUAAUCAGUCCUAACUACCAGUUUGCAAUUCCUAACAAAAGGCCUGCCGAACCUUUAGAAGAAACAGAGGAUGAAGAAGCUACCAUUCCCAAUCCCUCUCAGGAAGACGUGCAGCCGAAUCCCCAUCAGAGAGUGUCAUUUCCCCUGCCCAAACGCCAAAAGGAUUAAUUUGAAGUCCCAUCCGUCACUAAUGUUUUAGUGUAGCUCUUGUUUAAUUGUUGUACAACAGUGUUAGCUACUAAAAUCUAUAUAAACCGUAGCACGCUUGAUUUAUUGUGUAAAAUCCACUAGGAAAUGGUUUCCAAACGUCACUCAUUCUGGUCAGAUUAUGUCUUAUUAUCUGUGGUUGGUUUCGAGACUUGCAAAUUCUGUUAGAAAUUCAAUUUUAAGUAUUUCUAACGAGUUGAAGUUUUUUACUGUA
Molecule: messenger RNA, 919 nt
Organism: Glycine soja
Lineage: Eukaryota; Viridiplantae; Streptophyta; Magnoliopsida; Fabales; Fabaceae
Product: transcription initiation factor TFIID subunit 9-like
Exons: 2
Coding region: 142-666 (174 amino acids)
Biological process (GO): DNA-templated transcription initiation; RNA polymerase II preinitiation complex assembly
Cellular component (GO): SAGA complex; transcription factor TFIID complex
Molecular function (GO): protein heterodimerization activity; transcription coactivator activity; RNA polymerase II general transcription initiation factor activity
Source: RefSeq, a predicted model, not a curated record